UUUACUAUUUUUGAGGAUUUACAAUAUUUUUAUAUUAUUAAAUUUUAGAAAUAGCAAAUAAUUAUGUGAUUUAAUAGUUAAAAAUGGGAGAUCCUAAUGAGCAGAUACUUGGGUAUUCUACAAAAAAAGCACUUACAAAAUUGCGAGACGAUAUUCAAGCAGUAAUAAAGGAACACAAACAAAAAAAUCCAAUCGGGUUUGACAUCAUACGUAACAUCAUAUCAUUUGCCUCGGAGAAAGUUUUAUUAUCAGGAGUUGCAUAUACUGUCACAAUAAUUAAUAUAGUAUGUUUAGUUCUAACUUAUUUAAUUGGAGGAACUAUUUUGGCACAAGGGGACUUAUUGUGGGAGGCAUUGUUUUUGUUUUUUAUACUUGUAAUUAACUUUUUGGUGGCCUUGAAUGAAGAAUAUUUACACAGGAACGAGAUACCUCAUAGAGUAGCUAAAGUACUUGAUACAUUAAAUGAAGCAAUAGGGUCAUGUAUGUGGAAAGAAGAGUUUUACCCACAUUUAUGUGCACCUUUCUCACCUUGCGUCAUUCUGCAGUGGACAUACAGAGAUGGUACAAUAGUGAAUCUUCCGUGGGCUUUAUUAGUGGAAGGUGAUAUAAUAGUGCUCCGACCAGGGCAAGAGGUGCCUGGUCACUGCCAGGGGCUGCAAACUGAUGAUCCAGAGAUGUUCUUUGGCCAAAUAUUUACACCGGGGUCACAGGUAAAAGAAAACUCCAAUGUGCCAAGAUCCCGAACACCUCACCCAAACAGAGCAUACAAAAUGUGUGAAACUCCAUACUUGAAGAAUUUGAAACUAGUUCUAGAACAUUCUACAACCAGACCUGUCACAGUGUUUGAGAAACAGAGGUACUUGUGCACAGUAAAAGUGAUGGAAGGUAUCGUUCUACCGCUCGUAAUUAUCCUCAUGGUAGUGGCAAGUUUCUUCCGUCAUAUAUACCACUUGCCCGGCGUCGCUCAUUGGACAGAGAUAUACUUCUUACAAACGAUCGCUGCGUCUUUACCAUUGUUACAAAUUAUAUUUCCUAUCGCAUGGGUAUCGUUGAAUUGCUAUGGACUAGCUAGAUUCAAAUCGUUGUCAGAAGUGCGCCAAAAGUACACCCGUCCUAAAUCGUGCUCCAUAUCAGAAGACGCAAGCGAUCCUCUCAUUAAAGCGCUCAGUGAAUCCAAUCUUAAGCCACAGAGUAUAAAAACGUUGAGUAAAACCUUCUUUAAUAUCCUGAUUGGUAGAGAGGAUAUGGUCACUAGAACGGCGAAUAUUGUACAUGUUCUGGGAUCUUUGUCGGCAUUAUGUUGUGUGGACAAGAAAGGCAUAUUAUCAUGGCCGAAUCCUACAGCAGAGAAAGUGUUCUUCCUUCGCAAUUCGAGCCCAACGUCGAAUAACUCGAGUAAGACAAGCUUAAUUGCAUCCAUGGGCCACCAGAGCCAAACCACACUUGACCAGGCCGGAGAGAGCAAACCGAACACAGAGCCGUCUACUAUUGUUGAGGUGUUGGACCUGACGCACGACCAGAACGCGCCGUUCCGCGUGGAGUUCGACGAGCAGCGCUGGCGGCAGCACCUGGCGCGGCUCAAGCCGCUGGGGCUGGCCGCGCUGCUCAACACGUGCGCGCCCGCCCACACGCACACGUACGCGCACUUCUGCGCGCACCUCACGUGCGAGGCGCAGUACAGUGAAGAUUUGGUGCCCGUAACAAAUCGCAGAUGUCUCUGUGAGCUAGCGAAACAGAUUGGCUUCACCGAUGCUGUAGCAGACGCGUACCUUGUGCAAGAAUGUUUGGCGGUUUUUAGGCACCUGCAAGCAGACACGAUAAGGCGCGAGACACGCUUCGUGCGUUCUUUGCACUUGAGCACGCGUGUGAAAGUGCCCUUACCGCACAUGCUGGCUGUCAUAGUGAAGGAUCAGGCGAAUCAGCUGCAAAUGUUGACGCAGGGUACAGCAGAUAUAGUACUGGAUUCGUGCGUAGACUACUGGAAUGGGAAAGACCUAACUCCAAUAUCGCCGUCAGAUCGCAAGAAAAUUAUAGAUUUUUACCAGAGAAAUUCUCUCACUGCAUAUUGUACUGCAUUUGCGUACAAGCCACUAACCCGCGGUAUAACAUCAACACUAGCGCGCACAUACCUCGAACUACCAGCUGACAGCCGCGCACUGUACGCUCCACGUGAACAGCGCUGGCAUGAUGCGCCCGCACUACACUUUCACUCUACUGAUUCUUUGCUCUUUAACGAGGUGACAGAUGAAGAUGUUAAUGAUGUUGAUGGUUUUUUCGAUCUACAAUGUAAUCAGGUGUUCAUAGGAAUGGUGACAAUGCAGUACCAAGCGCAAAGUGACAUGGUGGAACUUAUAGAGCGUUUGGAGCGUGCGUGUAUACGAUUCGUUCACUUCAGCAAAGAGAAUGAACUCAGAUCAAGGGUUUUUAGUGAGAAAAUGGGGCUGGAGUCUGGCUGGAACUGCCAUAUAUCGCUCAUGAGCCAGCCCUUGAGCAAGCCGAGCUCGCCGCUGUCGUCCCAAACGUUGUCCCGCGAGCGCCCUAACACCGCAACGCAACUCACUAGGCCCGAUACGGGCGACGCCUUUGCGCAUAGCGGUAAUAUGGCGAAUUCCAAAGUGUUGUCCAUGUCGGCACCGGGAGCUAUAAACUUGGAACAAGGCACGGUCAAGUUUGACAAUGAAAUCAAGAAGAAUAGAAAUUCUAUAACAGCACAAAACGCUUUAAAGCACCUAGAACGCAACAGUAUCCCCGGAGGGAGGAUGUCUACGGACUCUGUACUAGACGGGGAGGAGGGCACCGAGUCGCCGGGAGACGCGUGUCGGUCACUAUCCUGUCUUACUGACUCUACUGACCAUUCUGCUCCACUGCAUUUCGAUAUGAGCAACCGGGCCAAACUACCUCGUGGCAUUGAGAACAUUCGUCCUCACAUAGAACAAGUUGACAAUGUGCCUUUACUUGUCUCUCUAUUCACCGAUUGCACUCCGCGGUCUGUACAAACAAUGAUACAAAUUAUGCAGGAUUACGGUGAAGUGGUUUGCGUAAUGGGAUCAGCGGCCAAUUGUCUGAAUAUGGAAAUAUUCAUGCAAGCUGAUGCAAGCGUUGCAGUAGAGCCGCUUUAUCCAGUACUAUGUCAGAAGUUGCCUCCAUACAAAAUACCGCAAGACUGCAUCGGACCAAUUGAUUUGGCCCGAGCUUUGAACUCACUUCCGUGUUCCUUGUCGUUGAAAAAUAAAUGGCAACACAAUUCUUUCACCAACUACUGCAGUUCUCAGAUGGCGCGCGAGACGGACGUGUCUCUAUUCGCGCUGAUCACAAUGUCGCGCCACUUCACCGCGUGCUUGUGGAACUGCACGCAGUUCUGGAUCUGUAGCGCUUGUUUUAUAUCGCUGUUGCAGGUGUCGUCGCUGUACGCGUUCCUGCCGCUCGCGCUGAGCACGGGCGGCGCGGUGUGGAGCAGCGCGGCGGGCGUGCCGCUGCUGGCCGCCGCGCUCGCGUUCGCGCCCGCGCACCGACACGUCAUGCAGCGCGCCGCCACGCGCCCGCCGCUAGCCCUCACUGCUAAGAUGGCGGUAUUCGUGUUCUGGUGCUACGCGUGCAAAUUCCUACCGUCCGUGAUCUCAAUACUAGUGCUAUACGGGUUCACGUUGCGCAGUUUCUGUCAGCAAAUAGCGGAAGUGACGAAUGCGACGGACUGUUGGCUUGUGUAUCCGGUGAAUGUAGCCAACUUCACGACGGAACAUGACUUGACGCUGCGAAGUUGGCACGGGUGGGGGGAUAUAUUUUAUGAUGGGUUCUACCUGGCGCAGCAUAUCACGCUCGCGCUAGUUACUUUGCAUUUAAUUAUCAUAUCAUUGUCGUUUAUACACCGACAUUCCUCUCUGUGGCAGAGAGGGUUCUGGUCAAACAGGGUUUGGUCCGUGGCUGUUAUAGUUUUGGUGAUACUCCAAACCGCGUUCAGUACCGCACUGCUGCGCAAGCGCUACGGUGCGUGCGAUAUAUGGGCGUGUCCUCAAUACUACGUGCCCGCGCCACUAUGGGCCGGUUAUGCGAUAUCGCCUAUACUUGUGUUGUUGUUGAACGAACUUAUCAAGUACCAGGAGAUCAAAGUGGAUGAACGCAAUCAGCGUCGUGCUCGACUAGACUUCGGCACAAAAUUAGGAAUGAAUUCGCCGUUCUAACGAGCGAUUCUUCUUCUAGUCAAUUACGCUUAAAUUUUACUAUUAAAUAUAAUUUUAAUGAUAAAACGACGUAACUAAUAUUAUUUAAGAAAUAAACGAGACAGUAAUUUUUUAUUUUGUACUUAACUUAUUCAAACAGUCCUUUUAAGCUGCCAAUUUUUUCAAUAAAAGUGUGAAAUGAA
Colias croceus (clouded yellow) is the source of this 4360-nucleotide messenger RNA. RefSeq names its product transmembrane protein 94. The coding region runs from base 84 to 4178 and encodes 1364 amino acids. Gene Ontology annotation, molecular function: nucleotide binding. The transcript has 28 exons. The record is from RefSeq and is a predicted model, not a curated record. Lineage: Eukaryota; Metazoa; Arthropoda; Insecta; Lepidoptera; Pieridae.